GAAACGCGCCCGUCUCGAAACCGAAAGUGUGUCCGGUAUUCGUCUCUGUCGAGCAAGUCCUCACGGCGUUCGAAUAAGAAGACAUCCGAAAGCACGUAGGCCCGGUUCGUCCCCAAAUCUCUUCACCCUCCAUCCUUUCCUCUAUUUUCUUUGUUUGCUAUCUGUGCUGACUUGGACGUCGCUCGACUGACUGAUCGCUGGCCACGACGACGACCAUGUGCCUACUGUACCUUUUCGUGAAUCCGCAUCCGAAGCCGGACGAAUACCUGCUCGUGUUAGCCAGUGUUCGGGACGAGUUUUUCGGCAGGCCCACCAGCGGCGUCCACAUAUGGGAGAACAACCCGCAGAUCGUCGGACCAAUGGACCUGGAGGAAGGCAAGGUGGGAGGCACGUGGCUGGGCAUGAACACUUCCGGCAAGGUGGCAUCCCUGCUGAACAUCAUCCAGCCUCUCGACGAAAUCACCGGCGACGAGAAACUGCCCAGAGGCCACCUGGCGGUGCGGUACCUGGAGGGUGCCCAGGACGGCAUGAGCUACCUGCGCGACCUGCGGCGGAAAGCCAGCGACUACGACAGGUUCCUCCUCGUCACGCUGGACGUCAGCCCUUCGCGGCAGGACAUCCAAGCCUGCUGCUAUACGAACGCCCUCGAUUCCCCACCAGUUCACCUAAAACCAGGUUUCCACGCCUUCGGCAACAGCAACCCGCUACGUCCGUGGCGGAAGGUGGUCGAGUCGCGGGCGCAGUUCGGCGACAUCGUGCAGCGACAGGGCAAGGCCGGCCGAAAGCAGGCGCUGCUCGACGAGCUCAUCGCAAUGAUGAACAACAGCACCGAGUACUUUCCCGACGACCAGCUGCUGAAGGACGCGGAAGGCAGGUCCGAGGAAUCGCUACGAAGCCUUAGCUCCGUAUUCGUCCGGGUCGAGGACGAGUACUACGGAUCCAGGACGCACAGCGUGAUCCUGGUCGACGCCAGGGGCUGCGUGGACUACACCGAGCGUACCAUGCAGCAGCCAAUCGACCUGAACGGCGACGAACCCUGGGUUACGACGAGGCUGCAGUUCGGAAUCCAGGAGCCCGGAUCGCUCGUGUCCCGGCUUUGAGCCCGAUCCAGGCGCCCGUUAUUCAUUCAUGCUUAUUAUUUAUGUCACGGCCUCAGAGUCCGCGGCUUCGGCUGUGCUUCUCGCGAAAGCUGCCGUUACGGCGGAGAAGCGCAAUGAGAAGCAAAGCAACACAUUAACUUAAAUCGCUGCUCGCUCCGCAAGGCAACAAACCACACGCGUACCCAGGUCCCAAGAGGCCUUGUGUUCACACGAAGCGAGGUCAAAGAGGCGCACCCUUAGCAUCGGUGCACACACACACACACACACACAUGCGAAUGAUCCAUCAUCCUGUAUGUGAUAGUCCUACUAGAGUACCAACACGACGCAGCACGUACGGCUUUUUGGAUUCUUGUCUGCAAACAUAACAUCGAGAGAGCUCGGAUGGACUGCGCUGUCCACCACGCGCAAGAAGCUUCGGGCACGGCUGUAGAUCCUAAUUUUGCGGCUCUUGUCCCUGGUCGUACUUGGCACAUCUGUAAUGGCCUUAGCAGACCUACCUCAAUUGUGAUCGUUCUUGGACCACAUGCCAAGAUGUGGGCAUUGCAAGGGUCUAUUGCUUGGAAGCAGCAUCAGAAAAUAAAUUACACUCGUCCCGUACCCGAAAGCAGCUAAGCAUGGUGCGCUUACCAACUUGAAUGGUACUUAGCACAAAGCACGCAGAAAUGGUCGUUUCGUACAUGCACCAUUUCUGCAGCUUCGUGCAGCAGAAAUGGCGCGUGUACGCAAGGACAAACGAACGAUUGUUUUGCCGAUGACGAGCCACGGAGAUACGUUGCCGCCGCCUCGACGACAGCCCAACAACCACCGUCAAAUGCCGUCGCUGCAACGAGGCACCCAACGUUCGACACUGGACCUGCCCCGAGCUAUAGGAGAUACGCGCCGGCACCAAGCGGGUGCGGCGAACUCUUUGUAAGGGUGGAUCAUCCCAUCAGCUGCGACGGCUAGCUCGUCAAUAGGGACGCUUUGGUCCAUCGCUCUGGAAACAGGUAUCCACCGGGAUAUGUAGAGUGCCGUCCCUGUUACCCCCUUCCCCCGAACAAGCUCCUUCAAAUAAAUACGUUUAUUAAUUCCAGAGUCUCGUACAUCAUGACUGUUGGUCAGUUUGAAUGGUUGGCUCGCCACACCAGAAGAAAUGUACACAACCAGAGAAAGUCCCAGGCUCCUGUGACUCGUGAU
Molecule: messenger RNA, 2276 nt
Organism: Dermacentor silvarum
Lineage: Eukaryota; Metazoa; Arthropoda; Arachnida; Ixodida; Ixodidae
Product: transport and Golgi organization protein 2 homolog
Exons: 7
Coding region: 216-1100 (294 amino acids)
Biological process (GO): protein secretion; Golgi organization
Cellular component (GO): Golgi apparatus
Source: RefSeq, a predicted model, not a curated record